Phyllopteryx taeniolatus (common seadragon) is the source of this 4981-nucleotide messenger RNA. It is a transcript of the gene axin1, whose product is annotated as axin 1. The transcript has 12 exons. NCBI's taxonomy places the organism in Eukaryota, Metazoa, Chordata, Actinopteri, Syngnathiformes, Syngnathidae. The coding region runs from base 449 to 2770 and encodes 773 amino acids. The record is from RefSeq and is a predicted model, not a curated record. Gene Ontology annotation, biological process: negative regulation of canonical Wnt signaling pathway.
GCAACAGAGAGAGGGGCUGGAACAGAGAAAGAGAGGACUCGAAAGGGAAGAACCCUCGACAGAUGGACUUGCUCGAGAUUAAAUAUGGCGGCGGUCUUAGCUGCGGAUCACGAAGGAGGCUGCCGGAGCCGUAGUCCGGCGGCGGAGAACCGGGAAGCCCGCAGGAAGCGAAAGCGGCAGGUACAAAUGGAUGGAAAAGACCAACUCUGGCGACUUUGCACCUUUGCUGGACCUUUCCCUUUCAUGGAAGUGAGGUGGAUCUUAAAUCAACUUGAAGUGUGCCCUAGCUUUGCUAUGGAAUCCUGGGUAAUUGGGCGUACGGCACGAGGAUGCAGAGGGGAGGCGUUCAACCACGAGGAGUUACUUUGCUGUGGUGUAAGUAGGCAUCUGGAUCUAGUAAUCGUGUUGUUCGGGCUUGACGGGGUCGUGCUACUUGGAUGCCGGGACUAUGAGCGUGAGCAACCAAGGGGGCUUCCUGGUCGACGUGGGUGGCAGCUUCAAUGAGGAUGCCCCCAGACCUCCAGUCCCGGGGGAAGAGGGUGAGCUGGUGCUCACCGAGAGUCACAACGCCGGCUUCCCGUCAUCCAAAAGCCUCAAAUGUGAGACGUCCGUGGCCACGCCCAGGCGGUCGGACCUGGACUUGGGCUACGAGCCAGAGGGCAGUGCCUCUCCGACGCCGCCUUACUUGAGAUGGGCGGAGUCGCUUCACUCGCUACUGGAUGACCAGGAUGGCAUCCAUCUGUUCAGGACGUUCCUCAAGCAGGAAGUGUGCGCUGACCUGCUGGACUUCUGGUUCGCAUGCAGCGGCUUCCGCAAACUGGAAGCCGGUGAGGGCAAUGACGAGAAGCGGCUAAAACUGGCGAAAGCUAUCUAUAAGAAGUAUAUCCUGGACAACAACGGUAUUGUUUCCAGGCAGAUCAAACCAGCGACUAAGUCUUUCAUCAAAGACUGUGUGAUGAAGCUACACAUCGAUCCAGCCAUGUUCGACCAGGCUCAGACUGAGAUCCAGACCACAAUGGAGGAAAACACCUACCCUUUAUUCCUUAAAUCAGAUAUCUAUUUGGAACACGUGCAGGCAGGGGGCGAGAGUCCCAAGCUGUACUCUAAUCAAAGCCCACUUUCCGGGAAUGCAAAGAAUCUGGCGGGGUAUUUGCCGACAUUAAACGAGCACGAGGAGUGGCGGUCCGAGCAGGAGCCAGAAGCGCCGCCUAAUUGUGACCUCACGCCCAGCAGCAGGCUUACCCAGAGGCUGCUCACGGAGACACCUUCGCAUCGCACUGCAGGAAGAUUCCAGGAAGAGUACAGACAUGCACCCGGUCGGGAGACCACCGACCGCUACUAUGCCAAUGCUGGUCACGCAUUGGCUCCAGCCACCAGCGCUAAUGACAGUGAGCAGCAGAGUAUGUCAAGCGACGCUGACACGCUUUCCCUUACUGACAGCAGCGUAGAUGGCGUCCCACCCUACAGAUACCACAAACCUCAUCGGCGGGAGAUGCACGAGAGUGCUCGAGCAAACGGGCUCGUGCCGCUGCCUCUCAUCCCCCGCACUUACAGGAUUCCAAAAGACAUCCACGUGGCGCCGGAGCGCUUCGCCGCCGACCUGAUUCUUCGUCUGGAGGGCGUCCUCAGAGAGAGGGAGACCGAGGAGCGACUCAGGAGGUUGCGCCUGGAAGAGGAAGGCGACGACGAAGGCUUUCCCUCAUGCGCUCACCCGCAGAACUACGCAGACGACUGCGGCUCCUUCCUGAGGGAUGCCCACGAGGAGAACCCUGAGAGCAUCCUGGACGAGCACGUCCAGCGCGUCAUGAAAACUCCGGGCUGCCAGUCGCCGGGAACGGGCCGCCAUUCUCCCAAGUCCCGCUCGCCGGACGCUUUCAGAGGGACGGCGGGGGCGGCGCCGUCUUGGGGGGCUCAGGGUAAACAUCUGUCCAGGCACGCUGUCAAGGGAGAGUCGGGUCACCACUACAAGCAUCACACACACCAAGCGGAGUCACCUUGGGGCGUGGGAUCCACAAACAUGGAGUAUGCAACCUAUGGGAGCAAAGUUGGCGCGCAGUGCAGACGAACUUUCAAACGUGGGGAGGAAGCAGGAGCCCCGUUGGAAAACAUGGAGAAGAAGCAGAAGAUCCUUCUGUGGCUCAUGGAAGGACAGAAAGAGAUGAUCCGGCACAAGAGGAGCCCGUACGGUUGCACCGCAGGCUCCAAUAAGGGUCCAGGCCAUCCCAGCUGCUCUUGGAACAACGUGCAGCCGUCGCAUCCUUUCAUCCAAGAUCCCACCAUGCCCCCCAACCCGGCCCCGAGCCCCCUCAUCCAACUGGAGGAGGUUCGCCGGCGGCUGGCGGAGGAAAAGAUGAUCAAGUCUGGAACGGUGCAGCCCAAACAGCGGUAUGUGAUGGAGGUGAUCCAGCGGGGUCGCACUGCACUCAGGCCUGCACUGUUCCCGCCGCUCAGCGUGGUGCCCGCCGUGUCGGACUGCGAGCUCUCCGAGCCCGAGCACAAAGUGACGAAAAAGCAAGGGUGCGACAGCAUGACAGUGGCGUACUACUUCUGCGGGGAGCCCAUACCCUACAGGACGUCCAUCAAGGGGCGACUGGUGACGCUCAGCCAGUUUAAAGAGCUGCUGACCAAGAAAGGAAACUACAGGUAUUAUUUCAAGAAGGUGAGUGACGAAUUCGACUGCGGGGUGGUGUUCGAGGAGGUGCGCGAGGAUGACGCGACACUGCCGAUCUUCGAGGAGAAGAUUAUCGGGAAAGUGGAAAAGAUCGAUUGAGGCGCGUGUCAGGAGUGGAGAGGAAGUCAUAGGCACGUGGGCAGUGGGAGAAGGUGAACGGAAAGUGGGUGGGAAAGCGAAACAGAAAGUGCUGCAAGGAGGCGCCCGAUGUAUCUUUUGUAAAGUUUACUUUCGGAAAAGUGCGGCAGAAUUUUUUACGCUCUUAAAAUCACUCGUCCUUUCUAAAGUAACCGCACUUAUUGUGAUUCUUUUUAUAUGUACUGAUGAUACCAGGUGUGUACAGUUUGUGGUAACAAAUAACAUUUUGUAUCUAUUUAACUAUUUAAAAUUUGCUAUCCUAUUGAAGCCCCCAUACCCCCCGCCCCCUCUCCCGGAGAAGACGAUCACAAUCCUUUUUAAAAACAUUGCAUUUUGAAAUGCCACUUGCAAUUAAUUUAUUAUUUAGUGACAUUUUAGUCUAGCAGCAUUUUGGGCGCCACAGUUGUAAUUAUGCAUUUUUUGAGGGGGGGGUGGCUAUUUCGAAUACGAUAUUCCCCAAAAAUUGGGAACCCACGCUCAAGAUGUAAAAUCAUUAUUAUUUUUAUUCUAAAUAUUGGGCCAUUUAUUCGUUUUAUUUCACACAAGUGUUAGCAAAAUUUCCCCCGACUAACACUGUGAGUGAGCUGUCAAAACAAAUUGUAAUUGUAGAUUUGAACAUCUAUGCAAGCUGCUUUCAAAUUAUAAUUAUUAUUAUAAACAAUGUGAUCUAGAAUUGGACUGUAUGGGAGUUCAUUUUUAUGUUACUUAUCACAUCACAGCAUUUUUGAAAGAAGGCAUUUUCCAGCAGCAAAGUCGGUGCCUCUCAUUUUGGUGCCUGGAAAGAUUGCAGCUCUUUAAAAAGCCUUCUUAAAUGAAAGCAGACUAAGUAAUGAUUUUUAUUAUAUAGGCCCCUUAGAACAGGUGUGAGGCCUCAUUCAGUGGUAAACAUCCCGGGCAUGUGUUAAUGAAUAUACAUGAUAAAAAUAUACAGAAAUUAUUUUGUUUUGUACAAGCACAACAUGAGGUGUCCUGGCUGGCCCACCAGUAACAUUAAACCAUGUUAGUAGGAGUUGCGGUGUUGCCAUGGCAAUAACUGCCAAUGUGUUUUUCUUUAUGACAAGCCACUAUAGCCUCAAUCGGAUUUUGAAGGUCAUAUUACAGAUAGCUGCUUGAAUUUAACAACCCCUCUGCAUUUCAAUCAUUAAUCGUAAUGUGGAAGCAUUUACUGUUUGCUCCAUGGCGCCCCCUAUAGGUGUGGAGGCUCAUGGACUUGACAGUGGAAAACAUAAAUAGCAAUUUUUUUCACGACAAGAUGCUAAGCUAAUGAAUGUACACGCUAAAAACAGAUAUGUAUACCUUGAAUUGAUUUUAGUGUUUGUACAAGCACACUAAUGCCAACGCUAGUAGAACUUGAAAGGUGUCCUUGCUGGUCCACCACAAACCACUAAAGCAGUUGUUGCCGACCCCUUUUCUCUUUAUGAUAGCCAGUGUAGCAUAUAGCAUCAAUAUGAUUUUUGGAGCUGUGAUUUUGAAGGUCAGGUAAUUCAAUAUAUUGGCUUUAAUGAAACACCCCUUCGAAGUUAUAGUAUUCGUGCUAACAUGUAAGCGCUUAUUAUAAAUGACUAGUUCAUUGACGUUUGUAGCGUGGGAGCUGGGAAUGUGUCUCGAAACUCACAAGAGAAGCAAGAAAGUUUUGGGGGGUGGAUUUUGUCAAGAACGCUAAGAAAAUGUGUUUAAAGGCCACAAUGGGACGUCAUGCAUUCUUCCGCAUUCAUCACUGAAGGAUUACGAACAAAAAGUGGACCUUGAAGUCUUAUUACAAGUGUGCUGAUGCUGGGUAGAAACAACCAGUUGAUGGAAUGUCCUGAAAUCUUAAGGUUUAGAUGCAGUAUAAAGCUAAUAUAUUUGUGAUAUUGUCAGGACAUGAUUUAAUUUAUGGAUGUCAUUUUUAUUUUAUUUUUUUUCCAUGUCGUAGUCUUUUGAGAUAAGCUGUUUUAUUUUCAAACCCCCAAAAUGUCAUUCAAAUGUAUAAAGUUACCAUCAGAGUGCCUUUAUUACUAUCAUUAUUAUUAUUGCUCUUAUGGUUGUUGUUUGUAUGUAAAUAUGUGCAACAUUAAGUGUCAUCAACCAGCAGCCCAGUCAGCACAUUCAUAACUUCACGAGAGAGAAGAAGAAGAAAAAAAAAAAACUUGAAAAAAGGUACCUGGACAAUAAAAACAUGCAAUAAACCAA